Messenger RNA from Fulmarus glacialis (Northern fulmar), 7290 nucleotides. Its product is annotated as interferon-induced very large GTPase 1-like. The record is from RefSeq and is a predicted model, not a curated record. Lineage: Eukaryota; Metazoa; Chordata; Aves; Procellariiformes; Procellariidae. Gene Ontology annotation, molecular function: GTP binding.
AUGGGUUCACAGGAGGACAUACUAGAGGAUGAUGAAAAGGCACAUCUUGCUAAAAAACUACUGGCAGAAGCGUGUGAGAAAGAAGGACUGGAUGAUGGAUACUGGCUCCCCAAACUGUCAGAGAUACUGGGAGUCAAGUCGAGAGAAGCCCUGAAACAUCUCCAAUAUGAAGACUACCUUAAGCUGGAGUGCGAGGUACGGUACCCCUGGGAAACAAAGGCGCUCCAAAAACUCCUAGAAAUAACAGACAACAAAGCAACUUUUGAGGAGCUGCAGAAGGAGCGCUUGGAGAUGACAAAGCAGAGACAAGAAGCAGCCAAGCGAGCUCUGAUGGAGCUGAAAGAAAUGCACAACAGCCGCAGCCACAGCAAGGAUGUUGUAAGACAGAAAGAGGAGGCUCUGUGGCAAGCCAUGGAGAUUCCCAAAGAGUACUGGGCACCACCAGAGAAGUUAUUGGUGGAUGUGCUGGAGAGCAUCCAGAAGCAGCUGGAGAAGCAGGAGUUGUCAGUGAGCAGGGGUGAGAACGUCUCUGACAUGGAGGUCCUGAGGCGGGCAUCAGGGGGACUGGCCCUGCAGGGCAUUUACAGAACCAGCAGCCUUACGGAUGUGCUGGCAAAGCGAGACCUGCUCAUCAGGGUUCCCGACGGAUUCAAGCUCGCCGGUCCAGAGCAAGGGUCACUGCUUGAGAGGAAGGAGUUCUCCUCCUCUGCAGCAGAAGCCACUUUCACCAAGUCCAUGGAACAGCUGGGGUUCAGCAUCAGCGUUUCUGCCAAAGCCGGGUUCUGGGGGUUUAAUGUUGAAGCUGGUGUAGAUCACAGCAGCUCCUCGCAGUCGGAGGACACCCACCAGUCCCGCUCUGAGAAGAGCUACAUUUGCACCAUCAAGUACCAGUACAUGCCUCUGGCCUCCUGCUACUUCCAAAAGCAUCAGCUUCACCUCUCGGAUGCGGCCCUGCGGGAGCUGCAAGACAUCGAACACCUUUUGAGCAUCACUCAGGAAGCAGACAGGCCCAACAUGCUGAAGAGCAGGUGCGCGAGCUUCUUCAGCAGGUUUGGGUCCCACGUAAACCAGGGUCCCCUCCACUUUGGGGGGAUAUUCUGGUGGAAGGCGUCUACGGAAGGAUUCAGAGCUGAGCAGCGGGAAGAGAUGAAGCGACAAGCAUCUGAAGCAUUGAACUGCUACGUCGGGGCCAGCUACAGCGGCUUCAGUGUCAGCGUGGACGUUUCGAAAUCCAAAUCACAGGCUUCUUUUCAGGGAAGAGAUGGAAGCAGUGCCCACACAGCAGUACAGCUCUACGUGACCCACACAGGGGGCCCAUCAGAGACGGAUUCUCUUCCUCAGUGGAAAUUGGGGCUUGUAACUAAUAACACAACCUGGUGUGUUAUUGACCGAGGCUUUCAGCUGAUCCCAGUGUGGGAUAUAAUCCUGUUCAAUCACAGCAGUGAUUUUAAGUCCAUCUAUCAAAUGAGCAGCAGCCUCAGGGCUGCGUACGAGGCACUAACGAAUCACAGUGUCGGCACCAUGUUUGGAGAGGAACUGGUCAGUGCAGUGGAAGACGCCAGAGUUUUCCUGGAGUGCGUGAAGGCCUGGGAGGUGACGGUGGAUGAAAGGAAACUGCUCACGCUGAUAGAUUUCAAACAGAAUCUGAAUGAAAAAACCAAAAACCAUAGUGUCUGGAUCAACGUAUGCCUGUCGGACAAAGCACUGCAGGAGUUCCUGGUGAAUACCGUUCUGUCUUGCAAGAAGUCACCUCCAGAAAACACCACCUAUAUCAAGUCUUUGUUGAGGUGCCUCCUGGAUCCUCAUGUCUAUUCUGUCAAGGACUUCCCCAAGUCUUCCUUCAUUAUGCAAUGGAUCUUCCAUACUGAGCACAUGCUUCCCGAAACUCCCAAUGUUUCUGAGCUUGAAGAUCUCACCAAGACACUACUGCAAAUGAAGGAGUACAUCCAGGAAGUCACCUAUGCACCAGAAACCUCUGCAUCUGCCAUUCAUGAAGCAAAGAUAAAAGCCACCUUGACUACAAGCCUAGCUGUUUAUUCCUUACUCCAGUUUCUCCAGGAAAGGGCACAGAAAGACGUAGAACUGUUGGUGCUCUUAAUUACAACCAGUACGGGAUACAAGGUGGAAAGGAGCACUUUUCAGUACCUCCUUGGAUGUCCGGAAAUUAACUUCAUGAUAAAUGAAAUGCAAACGGGACAUAAGGAGUAUCUGAGUCUGAAGGAGCAAGAUGUUUACAGAGCCCAGGCCUUCUUGCUACUGACGGGUCUAACUGUAACACCCAAAUGUAAAGAGGCGUCCCCUGAGUGGAAGAAUAAGCGUUUAGUUUUCAUGGAAGAUCACAUGAAAAACUUAUGGUCCACAGAGAUAGAAACUCUCCUCAAAAAGCACAGGACAUUCAAAGACUGGGAGAUGCUGGAAAGUGACUUGCAUUCCUUCAUCAGUGGGCGCUUGGAUGACACAUGUGAUGAUCUGAAGAAAAACAGUAUAAUCAAAGACAUGGAAGACACUUUUCAAAGAAUAGAGCCUUCCAGUCAGUCCAAAUCCAAAUCAGAUGGCAGCAAAUCCAAAGUAAAUCAAGCCAUUACAAACCAAGAGUUCUUCCACUUACUUAAGCGCCUUGGACUAGAAAGUCAGUAUCCAAGAAAAAUGGGGACAGAAGAUUUCCACAUCAUAUACCAGACAUCUUUACAUGACAGCCAGCCCAGCAAGGACAGUGAACUACCAUUCUACUUCUUGCAAAAGCUGUUAACUGUGGAUUAUCGGGUGAGGUACCUGACUUGCAAGGAUGAGAGCAACCCAGGACUCACACCCGUGCCAAAAACCACAGAGCAAAAGCAUGAACCCUCGGAUUCCUUUGAUGACUUUUUCACUGAUUUGGAGGAAGAAGCCCCUGAAUCUGCAACCAGGGACAGUCGUGUGCACCCCAUGGACAUCCAGAUGGCAAUUUUUCAUUGCGCUGAUGAUUUCAUGAGACAGUACAUUUCAACAAAGCUUGCUUUCUGCCAAUUUGCGCUACCUCUCCUGGUACCAAACCCCUGCACUUCACGGAUAGAGUUCCCCCUCUGGUCCCUCAGCCAAAUAAAAAAGAGCUGGAAAGGGGCUGAGAAGUUGGGAAAGCAGGCCAGAAUUACCAGUUACAAAAACAAACUCAUUUAUCAGGCAGAGACACCCAUCGUGUCCUUCAUACGGAUCGGCAGUUCUCCCUCCUCUUCCAAAUCUCAGAUCCUGAAUGCUCUGCUGAGCAAACAAAAGCAUGACACUUUUUUCCACCGACAUUGCAAAGGCAGCACCAAAGACUGUUUGCUGAUGAAAGGUGUUGUGGAGAUCUCCUGGUACUGUCCCCGGGGCAGUGACGAUGACAGCUUUGACUGCUGUGUUGCUUUCUGUAACCUUCAUGGAGAUGCAAGGGAUCAUGAAGAACAGCUACAGUUUUUACAGGAGAUAUCUGCUGUGAACGUGGCUCUUGUAUCCGAGUCUGAUCAGAGUGACAAGAAAGGGAUGAAAAUUUUACGUGACCUGUGGCAGUCGCAAAGGCCUUUGGUUUGUCUUUUCACUGAAAAAGAGAACAUUGCAGCUGGCCGAUCUAGCCAAAACAUAAGAAUAGGUAUCAAGAACAGAAACGAAGCAGAAUUAAUGGGCGAGCUGACAAAAACAAUCAGGGAUCUCCUGGAAGGGUCUAACACGCUUUUCAGCCUUGAUGCCUGCCUGGACAAAGCUCGCAAGCACGGAUUCCUAGUUGAUGAAGAUACAGACGCGUGUGUGACAGCCAAAGAAAAGGCAAAGGCGCUGGUGAAGCUUCUGAAGAAAGAGAAGUUGUUUGAGAUCAAAUCCCAGCUACUGCCUCUUCAAGGAAAACUGUGGUACAUGUGGUGCAAAAAGGACAAAGAACUCACUCGCCUGCAGGAAAAGAGAAACAAGAGCAUAGAGCAUCAUCGGAGCCAAAUUGAAACAGAGAAGUUGGCAAUAAGAAGAAAGCAACUAGAGAAAGCAUUCCCCCUCAAUCAGCUGAUGAAAUCAGUCCUUGGCUUUCUCCAGUCACAGCCAGCAGAUACCAAGAAAUACUUCCUGCAGUGGAUGAAGGUCUUUAUGGAUGACCUCUCCUCCGAUCGCCUUGAUGAACUGAAGAGACAAUAUCAUCAGUUAUGGUCUCAGAUCCUGGCAAUAAAGAAAAGCAAUGAAAAAAACAACCUGAAACCUCUGUUGCUGAGUAAGUUAGAUGCCCUCUCCAAUGAAAUCAACGAUUCGUCCAUUGGCCUUGAGCAUAUUUUGAGAGAGGUAGGGCAGAUUUACGAAGCUCUGGAAUCAAUGAACUCAGAGGAUAAAUGUUUUGUCAAACUACCUGAAAUUGCAGCUGAUCUGAUGGUUUCAGGGUAUCCUGUUGAGCUGAUGGAUGGUGAUGCUUCUUACGUACCAUUACGAUGGGUUGGAGCAAUCUUUGACAGAAUAAUUGAGAAGCUAGGGGACAAACGAGUAUUUGUUCUUUCAGUGCUUGGCAUCCAGAGCACAGGGAAGUCAACCCUGUUGAAUGCCAUGUUUGGUCUUCAGUUUAAUGUCAGUGCAGGGAGGUGCACCCGGGGAGCGUUUAUGCAGCUAAUUAAAGUGGACGAGAAGCUGCAACAGGAUUUGGACUUUGAUUACAUGCUAGUUGUUGACACAGAGGGACUUCGUGCCAUAGAGAUGGCCAAUAAACAGUCCCUUAAUCAUGACAACGAGCUGGCCACCUUUGUCAUUGGCAUCGGCAACAUGACUCUGAUCAAUAUCUUUGGAGAAAAUCCUUCAGAAAUGCAAGAUGUCCUUCAGAUUGCUGUGCAGGCUUUUCUGAGGAUGAAGCAAGUAAAUCUCUCCCCAAGCUGCCUGUUUGUACACCAAAAUGUGGGAGAAAUAACUGCCAAGGAACAGAACAUGGAAGGACAAAGACGUCUGCAGGAAAAGCUGGAUGAAAUUGCCCAGCAGGAUUUCUGUGACGUCUCCUGCUUCAGCGACGUCAUCCGCUUUGACGUGAACACCCACAUUCAUUACUUUGCUCACCUCUGGGAAGGAAACCCCCCAAUGGCACCGCCCAAUCCCACCUACAGCCAGAACGUCCAGGAAUUAAAGAGCAAAAUUCUCCAAGCUGCCAAGAAGGAGUCGCAGGGCAGCAUUUUGAGGCUCUCAAGCUUGAAAGUUCGUAUUAGUGACCUCUGGAAUGCUUUGCUGAAUGAAAACUUCAUUUUCAGCUUCAAGAAUUCAGUGGAGAUUGCUGCGUACAAGAAACUGGAAACCGCAUUUAGUCAGUGGACCUGGCAGCUGAGGAGUCACAUCUUAGACUUGCAAAUGAAGCUGGACAAUAAAGUUCGGAAUGGGGAUUUGCAGAAGGUCACCACAGAACACCUUGAAAAACUAGUGCAAGAGACAAGUGAUGCCAUCACAAAAGACAUGGAAAAGUAUUUCAGUGAAGACAGAGACUGUGAGAUACUGGUCCAGUGGAAAGGCAGCACGGAACUGAAGCUAAAAGAACUGAAAGAGUCUCUUCUUCUUGAAACUAGAAAGAAGUGUGAGAAUCUUAUUGAACUAAAGAAGAACCAGUGUAAACUGGAUGAAAGGAAGUCAGAAUAUGAAAACGAGCUCCUGAAAAGGAGUAGGCAGCUGGCUCUGUCCCUGAAAGGCCAGAGACUAAGUGAAAAAGAACUGAGAGACAACUUUAUUUCUCUCUGGGCAAUCUGGAUUGCUGAAGUCUCCUCUGCUGCUCCCCCUCCGGAACAGGUUGAUAUCGAUGUGGAAAUAGAAGAUGUCCUUCUAGAUCACUUUAAGGAGCCUCACUUACAUGCACGAAUCAGCACAUUUCCCAAACACAGAGUAUUUUCUGUUGACUUGGAGAAACAUGUCGCUAAGAAAAAACGUUGGGGCAUCUUGACUGUGAAUUUUGAUGAUGUUGAUGUGAGCAUCAUACACCGCAUUACAGAUAACAUCAUAGCGUGUGUCAGGGCAAACAUUGAUAAGAAGGAAAAGGAGAAAAGGGAUUACAAUCGAAGUUUUAUCCAUGAAAUACUAAAUGAAGUACAGAAAGGUAUGAACUCUGUCCCUAGCAAUGCAAAAUACAGUUUUAAUAAAGAUUACAGAAUAGAUUUAUCACUGUAUCUGUGCAGAAUGGCAGCAGAAAGGUUUAAAGCCAUGCAUGUAGCAUUCAAAAAGGCAAAUGAUCCAGUCAUCUACCUGGAAAGCAAGAGAGAAGAUUUCCUUAAAUGUUUCCAGAUUUCCUGCCAAGGAGCCACUUCUAUCACAACAUUUGCUGUUUUCCUGUGCGACAAGAUUGCCCCAGCUCUUCACCAGGCGGUCUAUGAGAGGACAGCUCUUACCAUAGCUCGAGACAUAAAGGGUAAAAUCCCAGAUUUCAAUGGCAAUAGAUCCUCUCUGGAAGUUUGCAUACUGAGAUACCUGGCACAAGAAGAAAAUUUUGAGAAUUUCAAGGCGUACCUUAAUUGCCCAGGAGACUUUUUAGAGAGUUACAUUGCGACACGUGUUGAGACAUACUGUUUAGAUAAGAACAGGAGGCUGGAGAAGUUUUUAGAUGACUCCCUUACUCACUACUAUGAAAGCAUCCAGUCAGCUGUUUUUGCAUCAACUGACAUUGUCAAAGACAGAAAAGACAGAAAUGACAAAAUCUCUCUUUGGCUGGAUGAAUUUUGCAGCGCACUUGGAGAGGUGCUGAGCUUGCCCAGAAGCGACCUGAAGGGCAUUGAGCAUCAGGAGAUAACAGACAUAGAGUUCCUGAAUAAUGCCAUGACAGAAGCACUGGCUCCCCUGAAAGAUCAUCUCAAGGAAGAGUUUGCUAGUGCUGAUAUGAGCUCAUUUGAAAGGCAGCCUCAUACAAUCCUGGCUGAACAGUUUGCAGGGUGCUGGGAGCAGUGUCCCUUUUGUGGGGCUGUUUGCACAAACACCAUGCAGAAUCACGAUGGAGACCAUCAGCUUGUCUUCCAUCGUCCGCAAGUUUUGACAGGAUACAGGUGGCAUAAAACAGACAAUCUGGUCAUUGAUAUUUGUUCUAGUAGCGUUGCAAGUAACUGUACGUUCAGGAUUGGUGAAGACACAUGGAUCCCCUACAAGAGAUACCGGGAUGCAGGACCUCCUUAUUCCACUUGGAACAUUCCUUCUGAUCCAUCCAUGCAAGCGUACUGGAAAUGGUUUGUGUCUCAUUUCAGGACAGAGCUAGAAAAACGGUACAAUGGGAAAUUCCAUGGCAAAGGAGAAAUCCCUGCUUCAUGGCAGAGAAUUACAAAGCAGGAAGCACUUGAGGAACUGGCGAAGCUUUAG